This is a messenger RNA of Lolium perenne, 2598 nucleotides long. Its product is annotated as BTB/POZ and TAZ domain-containing protein 1. Gene Ontology annotation, cellular component: nucleus. The record is from RefSeq and is a predicted model, not a curated record. Gene Ontology annotation, molecular function: protein binding. Lineage: Eukaryota; Viridiplantae; Streptophyta; Magnoliopsida; Poales; Poaceae.
GCAUGUAAAUAGAUUAAAAAAGAUGGAUUUAAGCAACUUUGGUUAAUUACAGAAAGAAACUUUGGGUUCACUUAAAUUAACAACAACAACAAACCUGAUAUUAAACAGGAGAAUGAACUGAAGUUUAUUUGCUUUGUACAUGACUAACGGGAUGACGCCUUAUGCUGAGCAAAAGAAGGCCCAGAGAAAUCCAACCGGCAAGCCAAGUUAGUUCCAAGGCCCAGCCGACUCCUCCAUCCUCGUCUCCUCUAUUCUCCCCCAGUUUCCCCUCACUCCGCCGCCAGACAUGCACACCAGCACGCACAAGAACCGGCGACCAGACUCCAUUCCAGGAUUGAUCGCCCGCCCGCCAAGCCGCGCCAUUCCAGGAUCUAUCCCCCGCCCUCACCCAUUCUUCCGUGCAAUUUCUUCCUCCUUUAAUCUGUUUCUUUGAUUUCCUCCUUUAAUAAUUGUCGUCCGUUCCCAAAUUAUGUGGACCUGAUCCUUUCCUUCGUUCAAUCCCGUCCUUUAAUCCAAUCCGGUUCAAUUCGUGCGGUCCAGCUUUGCUGAUACUUGUUAUCCCAAAUCAGCUUGUUAUAAACCAGAAAAUUUAGGCAUAUAAACCGGUGGAUUUUCUUAUAUGCGAGCGAGGUGGGACUAUUGAUUUUCUGUGUGACCCAGCGCUACGGUAUUUUGACCAAAAAAAAAGCCCAGUGCUGGCCCUGUUCGCGGUACGCGCUCCGUGCGGCUUGUGUCGGCAGUUCUUUGCUCUCGAGGAAAAGGAAGGAAAAAAAAGAAUCGAACCGGUAUGUGGCAUUUGUAUUAUGCGCUUUGGUGGGAGGGUAAAACAGUCCCAAAAAAAAGCGUUGACGAAAUUUUUGGCAGAAACCUUAGCUCCUUUAUUAUUAGGUAUAGAUUUCUCAAUCGCCGACAAAAAGCCAAUGAAAAACGACAACAAUAUGGAUCCGAGUCAAUAAAUUCCAUAAAAAAGUAGAAGGAAAAACAAAAGCAUUCUCCUGUUGGAAAACAUGAACUCGUCGCUCGUUCGUGAACUGUCACACUUGAAACCAACGUUUUAAGAAUGCUUCCCGUAGCUCUCAAUCGGGUCCUCGAUACUCCCUGCUAUAUAAAACCCCGAGCGUAGCCGCGCUCGAGCUCUCUCUCUUCCGUCAUUCUUUCGUUCUAAUUUUACAUUCUUUUAGCUCCUUCCUUUUGUGCGUAGAACUUUUUCUUAGGUGGCCCUUCCGGUUUCUCCUGGCCCCUUGAUAGGAUCGCUGUUUCUUAGGAAUCUUUGGUAAAACGGAUUUGGUAAAUCGAUCGCCGUGCUACUGAUAUUAUCGGAAGAAAACACAGUAACAGGAUUCAGUCCCUGGGAAAGAUUUGUUUGGAGAGCGCGAUGACAUCGAGCGUGGAUUUGGAAGCGCUCCGGCCGUCGCCGGCCGACGUGCGGGUCGUCACGUCCGACGGGAGCACCAUCGCGGCGCAUUCAUCCGUUCUGGCGUCGGCAUCGCCUGUGCUGGAGCGGAUGAUCGAGGUGUCGGCGCGCAUCCGCAUCCUCGGCGCCUCACCCGACGCCGUCGCGGCCUUCCUCCGCUUCCUGUACUCCCCGAGGGAGGCGACGGCCGGGGAGUGGGGGGAGGCUGCGAUGGCGGCGCACGGAGCGGCGCUGCUGGCGCUGGCACACGCGCACCGCGUGCCGUGGCUGAAGUGGCGUGCGGAGGAGGCGGUGGCGGCGCGCCUCACCGCGGAGCGCGCCGUGGACGCGCUGAAGCUGUCCCGGCUCUGCAACGCGCCGCGGCUGUACCUGGUGUGCGUGCGUCUCGCCGGCAAGGACCUGGCCGCCGUCGAGCUGUCCGAGGGCUGGUGCUUCGCGGGCCGGCACGACGCCGCGCUCCAGGUUAACCUGCUCCGCCUCCUCCACGACGCCGACCAGAGGAAGAAGCGAUGGGAGCGGGAGCGGGCGUCGCAGGACGUCUACCGGCAGCUCAGCGACGCUAUGGCAUCCCUAGAUCGCGCCUUCACCGAGGCGUACCCGUGCGACGACGACGGCAGCGGAGCCUGCACCGCGCGGCAGGGCAUCGUGCAGCUGGUGAGGCACUUGGCCGGGUGCGGCAACAAGGGCGGCGGCGGCGGCUGCCCGCACUGCAAGCGCAUCUUCCAGCUCCUCCGGCUCCACUCCUCCGUCUGCGACCGGGCCGAGCCUUGCAGAGUACCCUUGUGCAGCAAUCUCAAGACGAAGAUGCAGGCAGAGAAAGUGGACAAGACGUGGAGGCUCCUCGUGAAGAAGGUGGCCAGGGCCGGAGUCAUGGCUACCCUAGACAACAGGGAGGUGCCGGAGAUCGUGAAGAGGUCGUGGGCAAAAUACAACAGCAGCGGCAGCAGGAGUAGAUCAGCCAGAUUCAGAUAGGAAAGCAUAUACAGUCAACGAUACGACGUACUGCAGUUAUUUUGGGAGGAGGAAUACUAGCUACUGAGGUUUUUAUCACACUGCGUUUAACCUGUACUCAGACUCAGACACCAAGGAAAUGCAUAAAAUACACUCUCCCGGCACCAUGUCGUGUGCGGCUCAGUUGUAGUAUGGAAUCUUACUUGAAUUUCGCACCACGGAAACUGGGCUUA